AGCCACUUCUGACACGUGUUUUUUAUUUCGCAUAAGCAACAAGCUAUGUGUAUGUUGUCUAAAUAAAUCUAUCGAAGUAGAACCUAGAGCACACCAAACAAACAAACAAGAAGAACAAUACCACGGAUUGAGUUUAGUGAAAGAAAAUCAUGAGACAACUUGUACAUAUUGAAACCGCCGCGCCGGGGACGAGGCGUCAAGGCGGUGUUCUUUUGUGUAGUAGUACACAACGGCAAGAAGCUCCUAUUUCUCGAGGACCAUGCUAUCGACGACUAUGGAAGUGUCAGAAUCGAAAUUGACAAAAUCGAAAUGAUUUGUCAUGCAUAAAAUGGAUUCCAAUUCGAACCCAGUUGCUAAGUGGCGCAUGACAAAUUCUGGUGGUGCCUAAAUCCAGUUUGUAAUGCUGUUUAGGCAAAGAAGACUGAUUCUCUCCUGCUGCUUUAGCAGCUCGAGCUAUAACCCCAAGCAGGCUGACAAUCGGCCUCACUUGCCUGCUCUGCAACGCACGUAUUUCGCGCCAUGCAUUUUAUGCAUCACAAAUUUUUCGACUUUGUCAAUUUCGAUCCUGACGCUUCCAUAACGACGACAAGGAGGUUAUUUUUUCGAAGUUCUGGCGGCGGUGACGACGACCGCAGUAAUAUCUUCUAGCAUGAUAUGCGAAGAAAAAAGUGUUACAGUUACACAUUGGAUUGCAAGACCGGCAACACAGAUAACCUUUCUCAUGCAGGAAAUGCCUGGGAGCCUCGUUUCCUUCCUGUUUUCCCUUAUGAUCUUCGCAUUACAAGUUUGCCCUGCCACACACAAAAAAAUUUGUGAUGCAGAAACGCCAACAAGUGUGUAACUGUAACACUUUUUUCUCGUGAUACAUGAUUCACGGUCUUUGCGAUUUUCGCGCAGAACAAGGAGCUACGAGGACUUCUGACGCCAAUGGUGCGCGAUUCGCUUUGGCAGUAUUCGACUUGAUACCUGGGGUGAACGAGAACGCAGUAGGCACGAGCGACCGCGUCGUACUAGCAGGAAGGUCGUGUGGACGAGAGGACGGCAGAUCUUCAGGAAGGGCGUGUGUAGAAGUAGAAGAUGAUGAAACCGCGCAAAUUAUAAACAGAAGCGAGGGCCGCGGCCCUGUUCCUCCUGCUCCUGUAUCGGCUCCUUCUUCCAGCAUUGCUUUUCCAGUAAGUCCUCCUUCUCCCGGCGCGGGACGGGUGCAGCAUAGCCAACCGCCUCCCCAGAAGCGCAGGCGCAGGCACGCCGAUGGUGCAGCUGCGACGGGGGCAGCGGAUGAGAUUUUACCUCGAGCUGACGCUUCCACCCUUGAGGAUCUGCCCUUUGGGUUCUUGGCGGAGGUUGCGCCUUUCGUUAGCAAGUUAUUCCUUCUAUUACGAGGAAAAAUCCCCAAUCUCCAUGUUGAACACGCAUCCUUCACCUUCUGAAAAUUUGUGAUGCAGAUUUGUGACCGCAAAUCUGUCUUGCAAGAAGGCACAUUCAGGCAGCUGUCCGUGACGUUAUGCAGGCGAUUUGUGACGCUGCCAGGCCUACAGGGUACUAGCCGUCUACAACCAUGCUAGGUGCCUACACCAAAAGGCCCUUGCCUAGGCUUGAGAUCUGCGCGCAGUCUUUCUGCAACACAAAUUGGAUUUGUGUAAUAUCCCAAUCCAGCAUCAGAAAUUUCGUUUUGAUAUGGGAUGAAGGGGGGAUUUUUAUUUUUAAUACCUUCACAAUGUCUUUGACGCGUUGGUUUUGGGGAGGGAGGGGGAGAAGAGGAGGUCUGAAAUUAAUGCAAGCUGGCGUGCAUUCUAUAACCUUCUUGGCCAACGCCCGCACCUGCCCAUGCCAGUUGAGGACUUGUCCAAGCUCAGUCGUCAGCUUCGAAUGAAAUCUAUGCAGCAAGCUGGUCAGAGUACAAUGCAAAGGACAUCUAUGCCAGUCGGUCAUCCGUAUGGUCUGGCUGCACAGUUGGUGUGCUAUGGAGCCGAUUGUGGGUACAGCGCUGCCGUCGCGGCGCGUCUUGCAGUCGACCAACUAGAGGCUCCGCUUCGGCAUUGUCUUAAACUUUUGGAAGAUGCACUGACUCAAAAAGGAAUGCGAGAGGUGGAAGUAACUAUUGAUGACCAGUUUAUCUACAGGCCUGUUCAAGAACAUCCUGAUGCAGGGAGUAAAAGACGACGGCUUGUUCAACAUCAUGAUGAGCUUUGCGCGAAAGUCGACAUUACCCCAGCGGCGCAACACCUACGAAUUAUGGUCGACCGGGUACCCCUGUCCGAGGAAGAACUAGCUCAGCUGCCCCCGCUUGACACUGAUGGCUAUGGGCGGGGGGGUGUCAGGAUUGAAAUCGUCAAACAAGUUGAAAUAAUUUCUCAUGCAUAAAUUGCAGGGCAUGAAGUGCCUCUCUUGCAGGGAUGGCAAGUGAGGCAGAUUGUGAGCCUAUUUAGGGUUUGGGAUAGAGCUGCUAAAGGAGCAUGACAAAACCAGUCUUCUGUGCCCAAACAGCAUGAGAAAUUGGAUUCCGGUGCUCGGCAAAUUUGUCAUGCACCGCUUAGAAAUUGGGACUCCAACUGGUAUCGAUUUUAUGCAUUUUUUCCACGACCUGGUGGCCGAACCACGUGCGGUAAGGUGCCCUUACAGGUUGUGUAGUGGUUUCGGUCGGUUUAGCAUGAUUACAAGUUAUUUCAACUUUGACGAUUUCAAUCCUGACACUUCCAUAGUGGCAGGAGUUCGAUCGAAGCAGCUACGCUGUCCAAUGGGCUCCUCGUUCUUGCCCAUGUAGAGGACGAGGAGGCAUGGAAGCCCCCCGCGCUGCGCCUGCGGUCCUCUGGUUCAUCAUCCCAACCACAACGGUUUUUCGACAUGGCUCUCACAGUCACCUCAAUCACAGAUGCAGAAGACUGCUGUUCUAGUGCCUCGAGUUGUGCGUAGAUACAUACAUACAGGAUCCAAGUUGUGCGUAGAUAAAACUCACUUACUCACGAUUCGUACCAUAGCCAAGAUGGGAAAUCUGCUGGACAAAUCAACCUACGGAGGCGCGGUCUCCUCAGUCACUUUAAGAAGACAAAAAAGACUUUGACUUGCUCCAGACUACGGCAAAAGUAACUCUUGGUUGGGGCAGGCGCAGGCACAAGCACACGAUCCCU
This is a messenger RNA of Amoebophrya sp. A120, 3128 nucleotides long. Lineage: Eukaryota; Dinophyceae; Syndiniales; Amoebophryaceae. The record is from the annotation of a GenBank genome assembly.